AUGGCUCAUACCAAGAGAAAAACCCCAGCCGCAACCUCGUCGUCCUCAUCGUCAUCUGAAGAACUCCCUGUUGCUGCAUUAAAGAAGAAAUUGAAGGAAAAGAAGAAAACACUAGAAACUGAAUCGACCAGUGUAUCCUCCGACCCAUCUAAGGAAGUCGAACCUGCUGUGACGACACCGAAAAAGAAAAAGGGGAGGAAAAUGCGCGGGAUUGAUACUCAACACAAAAAGGGUGCUACAAAAUCUUUGACCUCUGUUGUUGACAAAGCGCUUCUCGAUUGUAAGUUCAUUAAAUGGGAUAAUUUUGAUCAGGUGAAUUUUCAAUUCAAGGAACUCUUUGAAUUUCAAGAAUGGAUGAAUGUUUGUGAAUGCAUUGAUGUUUACUACCUUAGACUAGUCCAAGAAUUUUAUAAAACUUUAAAAAUAGUUGAUAAAGAAGACAGAAUUGAGGUCUCUUUGAAUAACAGAGCAAAUGACAUUUCUGUUGAGUUGAUUGCUAAAGCCUUAAAAUUGCCGAAUGAAGGAAAUAAAAUCUCUACUCAUAGAGAUGUUACUAGAGUUCCAGGCUUUAACUUGGCUGAAUUUGAAAAUGAAGUCUUUCCUGCUAACACUGCCACUAGUGAAAAGUCCACUAGCACAAAAGCUUUUCAGCACAUUAAGAUUAUUCACAGCAUGGUAAAUUAUAUUUUUUGUCCUAAAUCUGGCAGCUAUGGAUAUUUGAGUUACUUGGAUAUGUACAUCAUGUGGCAUAUUAUUAACAGAGUACGAAUGAAUUUGGCAUAUCUGAUUUUCAAGAAUAUGUGUAAAGCUUAUGGGAUUGGUAAAUUACCUUAUGCCCAUCUCUUGACUGCCUUGUUUAGAGAGUUAGAUAUAAAUGUCUCUAAGGAGAGUUCUAGGGUAGAUUUAAUUGUGCUUAGAGAAAUUCAUUCUGAUACUGAUGGAAGAAAGAAACGUUUUGAAAAAGGUGGAUCUUCUAAAGCUAAAGUUGGUUCAGAUUCUCAAAGUGAGAUUAUGAGUGAGCUUCAAGGGUUAAUAACAUUUAUUAAUGAGAAAUUCAGUACAUCAAAUCAGUCUAUUGAACUUCUGAGAAAAUUUAUGGAUGUUGUUGAUUACAAAGUGACCCUUCUACUCAUGGUGAUCCUGUCUUUGAUCAUGGUAAUGUUGAGUGUGGAGGUUGUAGAACUUACAGUUGAACCUGUAGUUGAGAAAACUAUAGAACCUGCAGUUGAGUCUCCACAAAAGAAGGAAGCCUCUCUAACGGAUCAGCAGGAGAGUGCUCCACCUAACCCUUCUACAGCUGAAACUCUGGCUGCUGCCCUUCAAAUCCCAUCUGAUGAGGAUGAGCCACAGGAGCAUGAGCCUUUGAGUGACCAAGUUUCUCAGCCACCUAAUGCUAAACUUUCUUGGAAGAAGAUGUUUGCUACUGUUUACGUUACUGAUUUUCUGUUUGUGCUAACUUGA
Molecule: messenger RNA, 1461 nt
Organism: Hevea brasiliensis (rubber tree)
Lineage: Eukaryota; Viridiplantae; Streptophyta; Magnoliopsida; Malpighiales; Euphorbiaceae
Exons: 5
Coding region: 1-1461 (486 amino acids)
Source: RefSeq, a predicted model, not a curated record